CUAUAUUUUGAAUUCCUCAAAAAUUUCAAUUGCCGUUAUUCAAUUUGAAUUUCCUUUCCCCAAAUCAUAGAUCCCCAAAUGAAGGAACCUCAAAAAUUUCAAUUGCCGUUAUUCAAUUUGAAUUUCCUUUCCCCAAAUCAUAGAUCCCCAAAUGAAGGAACCAAUUCCCGUCGGCACCCUUCCGCCUUUCUCACGCCGGAGACUACACUCCAUCACCGGUCCGAUUUCUCCCCAAACAAUUCGACGCAGCCUCCGUUCGGUCGAUUAAAGCUAUUUUGAAUUCCUCCCAAAUUUCAAUUCCGCCUGACCAUGACCGCCCACCGCUACUGCCGUCGGUCAAUAGCAGCCGGCACUGACUCUCCUUUGCGCAUACACUCGUUGGACUCGCUUGCAGACAGCGGCCUCCGUCCCUUCGGAGCCGCUCCCUCCGUUCCAGUUGCACUCUCCUCGGUCUGGAAUCGCUGACGUCGCGCACACCAGCCGCCGCGUCGCAAGGCUGUCAUGCCAUCAGUCCAUCCGUCGGAUAUCAGGUGCCGCCGAGCGGUGAGAGGCACUCGAGAAUCCACCGAGCAGUCGCUGCCGUCGGGGUCUCACUUCGGUUGGUGUCAUUCUCCAACCAUAUCGGCUGCACUGUCAAUUUCGUUGGACUGCCGUGGACUUCUCGGCUUAGGAAAGACUUUCUGUUUGAGUCAGAUUGCAGAGCUGCUGUGUACCAAUCCUGUUGCGUUUGAGGCUACUGAGAUAAUUCAAUGAAAAACUACUGCCAAAUCUUAUGAUACUCUACACUUGUUGGUACCUGAUAAAAUUGGGGUUGGAAUUGCUUUGUCUAAUUCUGAAGAACACAAUAUCACCACGAUACCAGGAUGUGUGGAAAGACUUUCUGUUUGAGUCAGAUUGCAGAGCUGCUGUGUAUCUGGGAUGUACUCAUAGAAACUAAUAGGGUUGUUGCAAAAGUUGUUAUUUAUGUUAUAGAUAUUGUUAUUGCUAUUUACAUGUCAGAAUGCACAUGUUGGAAUCACAUGAUUAUUGCAGUUGACUUGGAAAAAUUUGCAAGGAAUCUUCCUCUUCACCUUAUCGCAACGAUUAUGGUUUGGGAAAGGGAAAAAUCCACGUUCAAGUAUUUGCUAUGUGGAAUUCUUCAGUUGCAUUCCAUGUGUGAUCUUGCCUCCCGGGUGCCCAAAAUUGAACAGAUAUUGCUUGAUGAUGUGAAGAUAUCGGAACAACAACUGAUUGACCUGGUCUUUUAUCUGCUAGUUCUACUUGGAGCAUACAUACAGUACCAAGAGGUUGCUCUAGCAUUGACUGCAUAUUACAAGGUGUACAUAUGCAAAGAGGCAGCAUUUGCUGCUGUUUGUUUAGAAGUCAAGUAUCUGUGGACCAAUGAUUCAUCUAGAAGUGUAUCCCCUACUACUGAAGAGACAUUGAAUCACCUCGGCUGCAGUGUGAUUCUUCUCUUCAAUUUCUACAGUCCCUGUGUCAGCAAAAGUUGUUUCGGGAAUGCAUUGUUAACAAACAGGUUAUUUAUAAGUCAAUUUGAGUCCUGAAUCGUUCGUGCUGCAUCAGAAGAUCAUUUAUUCCAUGAGCUUGGGAAGUGGUGGAUUGCAGGAGCAACUAGCUUCCUGUGUUGGACUCGGCCCUGAUGAAAAAAGGAGUAGCUCUACUUCUCAUUUUUGUAGUCGUCAAAAUCAUGGUCUUUGAGGAUUCUGGUAACUCUACUUCUCAUCUUUUUCAGGUGUUGUUCGAGCCCGUAUAUACUCAACUUGGGAUUCUUCCUACUUAUACAUGAGUGCCUAGCUGCUAUUUAUUUUCAUUCAUGCCUGAUAUGUUGAUUUUUAUAGAGAAUUUAAAUGUGAAUUGACAUGUUAUGAUUAAGAGUAAAUUUCCGAGAGGUUGUCUCACAGCUCUCUAAUCUGUGCAUCUCCCUAGUUUUUAAUGAUUUCAUACACAUCACCAGUCGAUAAACAAAGGAUAUUAGCUUCAUAAAUAUCCAAAAAUUUCCCUAGUACUAUGCUACUUUGUAGUGAGGACGAAAAACUUCCACGAACAGUGUUUCACCACUUGUUAUUUGUGUGUGCAUGCAAGAUUUUCUCUCUAUUGAUUGUCACUACUUUCACCAUUUUUUUAUGGGUUAUUAGUGUAGACUUCGUUUCUCUCGAGGGUUGGUCUGUAAACUUCUUGUUGUUUACUAACUUCUGGAGAACUAGGUUUCCCGUGCUUCAGAUACAGUGACAAUAAUGUUCUUUGGUGCCCGAUUUCUUGAGCUAAGGAGAGAGAACUAUUCCGGUUUUGAAAAAUUAAUUCAAAAAGCCAUACGGCCGAUCAACUGAAUGAGAGCUUUAUGAGUUGCAAUCUUGUUGAUAUUGGUGCAUAAAAAUGAUUUAGGCAAUAGGACUAAAAGCCUCAUAUCCAAAUUAUCACAUGCCUAACCCUACAUAAACCACUAGUGAGCCGGUUUGAGCCCCAAAAGCCUAUUUUCUUUGUUGAAAAUUUUGAAGUCACUAUAUUAGCCUACUUAUUAUAUCCGUUUGUUGGCCUAUAUUUUCUACCCUAGUCACUAAAAUUAAAGUGCUAGCACAUUAUUAUUGGGAGGGUAUUUAUGGUGGCAAGGAAAAGAUGGAAGUCCUGGAACAUUCAUUAGGUGGUAUUCAUUUAUAUUGAGAUACAAAUGAAAAAAACUGUCUCUUCAAACAAAAGUAAAAUAAAAAGGCAGCCUUUAAUGUGUAUAAAAAAGCCAAGGCUUGAAAAAAUAAAAAAUAAAAAGGCAGCCUUUCACGUGUAAAAAAAAGCCAAGGCUAGAAAAAAAAUAAAAUAAAAAGGCAGCCUUUCAUGUGUAAAAUAAAAAGCCAAGGCAAGUAAAAAAAAUAAAAUAAAAAGGCAGCCUUUCAUGAGUUAAAAAAGCCAAGGCCAGAAAAAAGAAUAUCGAGCGAAAAACAGAAAUAUGCUCAAAAGAAUAAGAUCACUUGGUUUAGAAGGUAGAAAAAUCUCAAGUUUGGGGUGUUGAGCUGUCAGAAUUUUGUAUUUUAGUGAGAUGGGAAGGAUGUUGUGAGGGAUGUGCUAGUAUUUUAAGAAUAGUGAUAAGCUACUUAUCCAAAUAUGAUCACACCUUUACCAAAAGCCCCGUUACAUCCAAAUGAAAAGACCUUUUGAUUUAUGCAUCAUAUUGACUUGUGAGCGAUGAAUUUUGCUUGAUUUUGGGAGAAAGAUCUUAUGUGCUUAAAAUAAAGAAUAGCUGGAAGAACUUCUCUUUAUGAAUUAGCGACGAUGGUUUGAGACUCCCAAGACAUAAAUCGAACUUACAUUGAAGCAUUGGAUGCCUAGCUCUUAGGGAAUUAGUUCGUGUACAAUUCUUGUUCUAAAAGUCUUACUCGCGAGUGAAUUCGGGCUCAACCUAGUUUCUCUAAAUGAUUCGUGUGAUUUGACGUGACUUGAAGUAGAGGAUUAUCUAAUUUCUUGUGAAUGUGCUUAUUUAUCUAACUUGCUUGAGGGCGAGCAAGACUUAUGUUUGGGAAGUAUUUGAUGUGUGUGGGUAAUUGUUUAAACAUUUAUUCCAGCAAGUUGAAGGGUAUAAAGUUGCAACCAAUAUUUGCUUCAAUAUUCAAACAUUUAUUUACUUUAGUUCGAUAUUUAGUGUGUCAUUUCAUACUAAAGCCAUCAAUGAAAAACUACUGCCAAAUCUUUAUGAUACUCUACACUUGUUGGUACCUGAUAAAAUUGGGGUUGGAAUUGCUUUGUCUAAUUCUGAAGAACACAAUAUCACCACGAUACCAGGAUGUGUGGUUAGUUAUUCUCUUCUUUGUACAUACAUUUAGACAUAAUUUUUUUGUUUGCUGUAGGAAGUGGAAUACAUACAACAGUUUAUUAUUUUUAUCUCCUUGGAAUUCUUCUACUUGUUGCACUAAACCUUAACCCUUUUCUUGGCUGUAUUUAGGAAAGACUUUCUGUUUGAGUCAGAUUGCAGAGCUGCUGUGUACCAAUCCUGUUGCGUUUGAGGCUACUGAGAUAAUUCAGCAUAUUCUUGUGCUACUCUUAGUCGAUUUGAAGGCCUCUCUAAGCAUUUAGAUUCGUUCUUGCAAAUGUUAUCUCUCGUGGAACUAAAGUGUUUUCCGUGAUAGUUCCUACUGCAUAAAUAGACUAGAAAGUACUUAGUCGAUCCGAAGGUCGAGGGUGGUAGGGGGCGACUGAGUUCUUAACUUAAAAGAUGAGGGGGAAAGGGUGGAAAACUGAAGGCACAAGUCUAUUUAUUGAUUUUUGAGCUUGCUUUGUGAUCUUUUGUUUCUUGGUUGUUGCGCCUAUAUUUUUCCUACUUAUUUAAUUCAUUCUUUGCUGCAUUUUGCAGUUUUAUAA
Messenger RNA from Salvia splendens (bonfire salvia), 4344 nucleotides. RefSeq lists its product as uncharacterized. Gene Ontology annotation, molecular function: single-stranded DNA binding. Lineage: Eukaryota; Viridiplantae; Streptophyta; Magnoliopsida; Lamiales; Lamiaceae. The transcript is spliced from 8 exons. Bases 864 to 1544 code for a protein of 226 amino acids. Gene Ontology annotation, biological process: flower development. The record is from RefSeq and is a predicted model, not a curated record.